This is a messenger RNA of Malaya genurostris, 2195 nucleotides long. Its product is annotated as tubulin-specific chaperone C-like. The record is from RefSeq and is a predicted model, not a curated record. Lineage: Eukaryota; Metazoa; Arthropoda; Insecta; Diptera; Culicidae. Gene Ontology annotation, molecular function: nucleic acid binding; zinc ion binding. The coding region runs from base 162 to 1244 and encodes 360 amino acids. The transcript has 2 exons.
AAAGUAAACUGAUCGAUUCGAUAUCUUGUGUUUUUUUCCAUUUUGUAUUUUUUAUUUUAUUUUAUUUUGAUUUUCUUUGAAUAUUAUAUUAUUUAUUUUACCGUUGUUUAACAUAAAGUGUUUCCUUAAUAUUUUUUUUCUUGAGUAAAUUUUCAAACAAAAUGAGUUUGGUAUCUACUAUAGAACCAUACCGUAAAGGUACCUCUUUCGGGGAUUGGGCCGAUCGGUUGGCAUUCACAUUUGAAGCCAAUGAGGUGGCUGAUGCAAAGCAAAAGUCACAUUUCAUGAAUUUGUGUGGACCUUUUGUGUAUGCACAAUUAAAAAUGAUUUUUACUAAAGAUGUUCUUAUGGCAGCUACUUAUGGUGAUAUUAUAAAUAAACUGAAACAAAAAUUGGAUAAAACGGAGCCGGAUUUGGUUCAAAGAUUUCGUUUCAGUCAUCGCGUUCAGCAACCGGAUGAAUCGGCCGAGGACUUCGUACAGGCAGUGAAACUGCAGGCGGAGUUCUGCGGUUUCGGAGAAUUUAAAAAAUUUACGAUUCAAGAUCGUGUUCUUGCUGGAUUACGAGAUGAGAAUUUGAAACAACUUUUACUGAAUGAGGAGAAGUUGACUCUCGAGUCAAUGGACCGAUUUAUUACGACUUGGUGUAUGGCUAAAGAUAAUGCCCACACUUUGAAGGUAAAUAGUUUCUUUCCGGAUUACGGAACCGUCUCCAAUCAUAGUCCAUAUGGACCACCGGAAAACAUAAACUUUAUUAAGAGACCGGUUCAUGAGCGUUUGGGUGACAAGGGUUAUAAAUACCAUCAAGAUUGGAAAACACAACAUAUUAACAAACCCAGCACUAGUAAGCAGUACACAAAUACGAAACAGACAUACAGAUACAAUAACAGAAAUGAUUACAAUAAUAGGAAUACUAACAACAGAUACAAUAAUCACUACAAUAACAGACAUAAUCAAUACAAUAACGAUCAUUUGGACAAAAAAUUUAAACGAAAUUAUACAGAGAUGAUAUGUGACUAUUGUGGAAUUAAGGGACAUUUAAAAAGGAAAUGUUUUAAGUUAAAAAACAUGAAAAGAGAGGCAGUAAAGUUUAUAGAUUCGACUAAACCGGGAUCCAAAGCAGAGAAGGAACUCACCUCACUGAUGGGUAAAAUGACGUCUACAGAUAACAAAAUGGACACGGACAGUGAAGACGAAUACAACGAAUGGAAUCCAGAUCCAGUAUGGAAACGCGUUAAUAAUUAGAUUUUUUAUCGUGACGUCACAAAUGAACAAGAAUUCAUCUUUGACAGUUCAGCGGUACUGUUUACAAACAAAUUUAAACAAAAUCGAGGAACACAUCUCAAACAAUCAUCUUUACACUUCACAACUAGCUAGUUUUAUUUAAUAAAUCUCUGAAACGAAUCGUUAACAAUGUUUUGGAACUAUAUUUAGGCGAUAUGGACCGUGAAUGUUCUCAUCCGUUUGUCAACAGACAAACAAACAAAAAAGUCUGUUUACAAACAGUACCGCUGAAUUGUCAAAAUGUGUUCAUCCGAUUGAGGUUAGCAGUGACGGUAAAAAACCUAAUGGCGCACAGGGAUCAAAUCCGGCGCAACACUAAUCAAUUUUGGGAAAUAAGGCCAAAUGUAAUGUUGGCACCAGACGCGCGAGACAUACAAGAGGAUGUUUUGGAGGAACAAGAAGUUUUGGUGGGAGCUGGAAGCGGCUCGGAGGAGGAGUUGCUCAGGGGAUUCCCAGAGCAAAAUCCGGCGAAGGUUGGAAGAAAAAGGAAGGCUUCAACGGCGAACUUGCCGGGAGGCUGUCUUAGACGUUCGAAACGUCCUCGGAAAAAGAAAGAUGAUCCAGUUUAUUCAUACAAUUGAUUAUAUUUAAAAAAAAAUGAAUUUAACACAAUUAUUUAAUAAUUGAAUAAUAAUUUGAAUUCAGGAUAUAACAAUCCAAUCUGAAAAGAAAAAUAUUAGAAUUAAAAUAUCUUUCGAAGUAACGAUAAAAUGAAUUAAAAUGUAAAUAUGUAUAUAUAGAUUAGUAAUAUAACUUCUAAAAAGGGAAGAACUGAUAUGUACACACCAAUACAAUAAUUAUACAUGGUCGAUAUGUUAAACGAUCGACAGUGCUGCCAAUCGCUGAAACUAGAGAAUAAUGUAAAGCAAAUGAAAAAGAAUAUACUACUUCUUUCUGGAUAUUCGUAGAGAA